Messenger RNA from Pogona vitticeps (central bearded dragon), 11383 nucleotides. RefSeq names its product RPTOR independent companion of MTOR complex 2 (gene RICTOR). Gene Ontology annotation, cellular component: TORC2 complex. The record is from RefSeq and is a predicted model, not a curated record. Gene Ontology annotation, molecular function: protein serine/threonine kinase activator activity. Gene Ontology annotation, biological process: positive regulation of phosphatidylinositol 3-kinase/protein kinase B signal transduction; TORC2 signaling. Lineage: Eukaryota; Metazoa; Chordata; Lepidosauria; Squamata; Agamidae.
UUCCUCUUUUCCUACUGCCUUCCACCUUUCCUAGCUAGACACCCUUGCUGGUUAGGUCCUCAAGCCUGUUGUGGGGCUCAUCUUUUUGAACAACAGAAAAUAAAAAGGAAUGCAGCAAUGCCACCAUCACUGCAUAGCCCUAUCUACCACAAUUUCUUUACAAGAAUUCGAGCAAAAAGCUUUAUUUCCCAAUGCAGUAAAACAAGGAAACACACUUGGCUUUGGAUUAUAAUGGGUGUGACUACAGAGGAAAUGAUCAAAAACCACACGCAGGCUGCAAACUGAUGCAUUAAGUGCCUCACAUACGAACAUGUGCAUUUACAGAAAAGAGACAUAGGAGUACAUGUGUCCUGCCGUUUUCACAAAUCAUGCCAACCGCCUUCAGUUCAAAAUUGUACCAAUUAUCCCGCAAAUCUCUUAGGUCCAAACAGACGAAAAGGCUCACAAAACGCGUGUACGGGGCCAGGAAAGAAGGGCUUUCGUCUGAAUCCUGCAGAGGUGGCAAGGGAAUGAACCUAAGAGCGGGACAACAGCCCGCACCUACGAGUUUCCGUAAUCGUCUUCUUUGCGAGGUCUAGGAAGCAAGGAGAUCUGGCACGGCGUUCUGGGCCCGAAGCAGCAAGAAAGAGCACGAUGCCUACAUUUCAAAAAAAAGCAUGUGCCGUUUCUUUUGCCCGUCUGUAUAUAUCCUGUAUGUGAAUUCUAUACGGCAAGAACAGGGCAGGUAACGUGAGGACGGCUGAACCCGCUCACAGGAGGGGAGCCGGCUGCAUCCACCCUUCCUCAUCCCAACCACCCCAGAGCCGCCUUCCGGCCAUCCCGCCCUCAGGUUCGAUCAGCCGGCCCUUCCCGCCUCAAGAAACGGAGGGCGGGCCAGAGCUCCUUUUAUUCGCCGCCUCACACCGGGGGGCCACCCGCGGCCUCGCCCGCCCGCCCCUCCUUUCCCUCAGCAUCCGUUCCUCCUCGGCUGAGGCGGGUGUGCGUCUAUGUUUUCCAGCUAGCGCUGGUGUGUGUGUGUGUGUGUGUGUGUGUGUGAGGAGGGUGGGGGAGAAAGAGCGGGGCGGCGCGCGCCCCCAACGGUCUCCGGCGCCCUCGCAAAAAAGGCGAGCGGGCAACCCUCCCGGCCAGCAACGGCGGCGGCCUCUACCCAGCCGGGCGGCUCUCCCCCCCCAGCUCUCGCGAGAGCGGCCGAGGUUUCCGGUGUUGUGAGUGCGGGGCCGUCAACAUGGCGGUGAGCCUCCGCGCCCGCUCGCUGAGGCACCUCCGCAUCCGAGGCCGAAACGACAGCGGCGAGGAGAACGUCCCCCUCGACCUCACCCGAGACCCCUCCGAUAACCUGAGAGAGAUCCUCCAAAAUGUGGCCAAACUGCAAGGUGUUUCUAAUAUGAGAAAACUAGGCCACUUGAAUAAUUUUACCAAGCUUCUUUGUAAUGCUGGGCAUACUGAAGAAAAGUUAGGAUUCUCAUAUGAAGACAUCAUCAUAUGUUUACGGUUAGCUUUACUAAAUGAAGCAAAAGAGGUGCGUGCAGCAGGGUUACGAGCCCUUCGAUACCUUAUCCGAGACUCCAGUAUUUUGCAGAAGGUGUUGAAGCUGAAGGUGGAUUAUUUGAUAGCCAGGUGCAUCGACAUACAGCAGAGUAAUGAAGUAGAAAGGACACAAGCACUUCGAUUAGUCAGAAAGAUGAUCACUGUGAAUGCUUCAUUAUUUCCUAGUUCUGUUACCAACUCCUUGAUAGCUGUUGGAAAUGACGGCCUUCAGGAGAGGGACAGGAUGGUUCGAGCAUGUAUUGCUAUUAUCUGUGAACUGGCAAUUCAGAAUCCAGAAAUAGUUGCUCUUCGGGGUGGGCUAAGUACCAUUUUGAAAAAUGUGAUCGAUUGUCAGUUAAGCCGUAUAAAUGAAGCCCUCAUAACAACAGUCUUACAUCUUCUCAAUCAUCCAAAGACUCGACAGUAUGUGAGAGCAGAUGUAGAAUUAGAGCGGAUUUUAGCUCCAUACACAGACUUUCACUACAGGCACAAUCCAGACACUGCAGAAGGACAGCUCAAAGAGGACCGAGAAGCACGGCUCUCCGCUAGUAAAAUGGGAAUUGUGGCAGCAUUUCGCUCAUGGGCAGGCAUUAUUAGUUUAUGCAAGCCUGGGAACUCUGGGAUCCAGUCUCUUAUUGGAGUGCUUUGUAUACCUAAUAUGGAAGUCCGGCGAGGACUGCUUGAAGUACUUUAUGACAUAUUUCGUCUUCCUCUUCCUAUUGUGACUGAAGAAUUUAUAGAAGCUCUUCUCAGUGUAGAUCCUAGUCGGUUUCAAGACAGCUGGAGACUUUCUGAUGGCUUUGUAGCCACAGAAGCUAAAGUUAUAUUACCUCACCGAGCCAGAUCCAGGCCUGACCUCAUGGACAAUUACUUGGCCUUGGUUCUCUCUGCUUUCAUUAGAAACGGCCUCCUAGAAGGUCUAGUUGAGGUAAUCACAAGUAGUGAUGACCCUGUUUCUGUCAGAGCAACAAUCUUACUUGGAGAACUUUUGCACAUGGCAAAUACCAUCCUUCCACAUUGCCAUAGCCAUCAUCUACACUGCUUACCAACUUUAAUGAAUAUGGCAGCGUCUUUUGACAUUGUAAAGGAGAAGAGACUACGAGCUAGUGCAGCACUGAAUUGCUUAAAACGCUUCCAUGAAAUGAAAAAACGAGGACCUAAACCUUAUAGUCUUCACCUAGAUCAUAUUGUUCAGAAAGCCAUGUCAACACAUCAGCGAAGGGAUCAAUAUCGAGUGCAGAAAGAUAUCUUUAUCUUGAAGGACACGGAGGAAGCAUUGUUAACAAAUUUGAGAGAUAGUCAAGUUCUUAACCACAAAGAGAAUCUUGAGUGGAACUGGAAUCUGAUAGGGACCAUACUUAAGUGGCCAAAUAUCAGCCUAAAGGCCAACAAAGAUGAACAGUUGCACAGGUUUGUACGACGACUGAUGUAUUUUUAUAAACCUAGCAGCAAAUUGUAUGCCAACCUGGAUCUGGAUUAUGCAAAAGCCAAACAGCUCACUGUUGUGGGUUGCCAGUUUACUGAGUUUCUGCUUGAAUCUGAAGAGGAAGGAAGACAGGAAGGAAAGAAGGAAGGAAGGCAGGUGCAACAAAAGGAUGGACAUUGCUACCUGGAAGAAUUAGUAAAAGAUAUUGUACAGUGGCUUAACUCUUCAUCUGGAAUGAAACCAGAACGCAGUCUCCAGAACAAUGGGUUACUUAACACUCUUAGUCAGCACUACUUCUUGUUUUUUGGUACGCUCUCCUGUCAUCCACAUGGAGUGAAAAUACUUGAAAAGUGUAAUGUGUUUCAGUGUCUCCUUAAUCUCUGUUCCUUGAAAAACCAAGACCAUUUGCUCAAACUGACAGUUUCCAGUUUAGACUACAGCAGAGAUGGAUUAGCAAGAGUCAUCCUUUCCAAAAUUCUAACUGCAUCAACAGAUAGCUGUAGGUUGUAUGCUACAAAACAUCUGCGGGUACUCCUGAGGGCCAAUGUGGAGUUCUUCAGUAACUGGGGAAUUGAGUUACUAGUCACUCAACUUCAUGACAAGAAUAAAGCCAUUUCUUCUGAAGCACUUGAUAUCCUUGAUGAGGCAUGUGAAGACAAGGCAAAUCUUCAUGCUCUCAUUCAAAUGAAACCAGCAUUGUCACAUCUUGGAGACAAGGGUCUGCUUCUCCUCUUAAGAUUCUUGUCAAUUCCAAAAGGAUUUUCAUAUCUAAACGAACGAGGCUACGUGACAAAACAAAUGGAGAAAUGGCAGAAGGAAUACAAUUUAAAAUAUGUUGACUUAAUAGAAGAGCAACUUAACGAAGCACUUACCACUUACCGCAAACCUGUAGAUGGUGAUAAUUAUGUUCGUCGGAGCAACCAAAGAUUACAGCGGCCACAUGUCUAUCUGCCAGUUCACCUUUAUGGCCAACUGGUACACCACAAAACAGGCUGCCAUUUGUUGGAAGCACAGAGCAUUGUUCCUGACCUGAGUUACACUGUUCGUUCCCCCAUGCUGGAUAAAUGGGAAGGGAUUAAGCAAUUGAAGGCUGCUCUCUGGGCACUGGGCAAUAUUGGAUCAUCUAACUGGGGUCUGAAUUUACUUCAAGAAGAAAAUGUUAUUCCUGACAUCAUGGCACUUGCCCAGCAUUGUGAGGUCCUGUCUGUCAGAGGGACAUGUGUCUACGUGCUUGGCCUAAUAGCCAAAACAAAACAAGGUUGUGACAUUCUGAAACACCACAAUUGGGAUGCAGUGAGACACAGCCGUAGGCAGCCUUGGCCAGUAGUCCCUGAUGACAUGGAACAACUCUGCAAUGAACUCUCCUCUAUUCCUAGCACACUUAGUUUGAACUCUGAAUCUACUGGUUCGAGGCAUAACAGUGAAAGUGAAUCUGCACCAUCAAGCAUGUUCAUAAUGGAAGAUGACAGGGUUGGCAGUACCUCCACUAGCACAUUUUUCCUAGAUAUCUCAGAAGAUGCAGAACAGAGUCUCUGUGACCAAGCCGGAUCCUUGAAGGAUAAGGAUCGCAAUCCUUUCCCCUUUUUCUCUUCAAGCAGACUUGUGAAAAAUCGCUUCUUAAAUUCUCUUUCCUUACCUAAUAAAAAGCAUAGGAGUAGCAGUGAUCCUAAAGGUGGUAAGCUGUCGACCUCAGAGAGUAAAAUGGGUUUGAAACGAAAUCGGACAGUAACUGAACCAUCUACCAGCAUGGACUUCAGGGGAGAGGACUUCACUCCAAUAUUCAGGGUGCCUAAAAUUCAAACGUUGAGACCAGAAACGUCUUUUAUUGGGAACAGGAACAGUGAAUAUGCGGAUAACACCCCUAGUAUUGGUGAAAACGACCUAAAGCUUCCAAAAGGUUUUGGCCACGAAAACCACAGGGAAAAUACAAGCCGUGAGAGGCUAAUUGGAGAAGUAUCAACACAAACUAACUUCAAAAGCCGUAGUUUGAGUUUUAAUACGGACACCACCACAAGUGGCAUAAGUUCAAUGAGUUCGAGCCCUUCACGGGAGACAGUGGGAGUAGAUGCUACACAUAUAGACACAGAUUGUGGGAGUUUAAGCACUGUAGUUAGCACCAAAACAGUAAAAACAAUACAGUGUUCAGCCCCACAGUCUAACCAUCUCCCUCUCUCGAAGUCAAAUUCUGUCUCUCUGGUCCCGCCUGGAUCCUCUCACACCCUUCCUCGAAGAGCACAAUCGCUGAAAGCACCAUCCCUUGCUACUAUAAAAAGUCUGGCUGACUACAACUUUAGCUACACCAGUUCUCGAGAUGCCUUUGGGUAUGCAACACUCAAACGCUUGCAGCAGCAGAGAAUGCAUCCUUCAUUGUCUCAUUCAGAAGCCCUGGCUUCUCCCGCAAAGGAUGUUCUCUUCACAGACACAAUUACGAUGAAGUCCGGUAGCCUGGAUUCUCGACUAACACCAAACAGGUUCAUGAGAGCUUUAAGUUAUGCAUCAUCUCUAGAUAAAGAAGAUUUAUUAAGUCCUAUUAAUCAAAACACAUUGCAGCGUUCUUCAUCUGUUCGUUCUAUGGUGUCCAAUGCUACCUAUGGGAGCUCAGAUGAUUAUAUUGGACUUGCUCUCCCAAUGGACAUAAAUGAAAUAUUUCAGGUAAAGGACACUCCUUAUUUCCAGAAGAAAACGAUGCCUUUAUCUGAUGAACGGGGCUCUCGAGUCUUUGCCCAGGAUACAGGAGGUUUGCCAGGGGGUUCUACGGACUUUGUUAAGAGCCCCUUUCAGAUGCUUCGUCAGCAGAUCAGUCUUACAGAGAUUAUGAACACGAGCCGUUCAGAUGUUUCUCAGUUCCUAGAAAACAUGGAAGACACAGGGCUCCAAGAGCACACUGAAGACAACUGUCUCUAUUGUGUCUGCACGCAUAUCCUGGGCUGUCAGCAUAAUAAAGUAAAUUCUACAUAUUGUCGCACAGAAUUUUCAGACAUUCCUUACUCUGACUGGUGUGGAAAGACCAUGCAUAAUCACUUGGAUGUGGUUUCCCAUUCCUCAAAGUUUUCUGGGAUUUCAGGAUGUAGUGAUGCUGUAUCCCAUGGAUCAGCAAGUAGCACCAAGAGUACAGAACUUGUCAUAGGUGUAAAGUCAAUCCCAGAUGACACUCCAGUAUGCCGCAUACUACUGAGGAAGGAAGUAUUGCGAUUAGUGAUCAACUUGAGUAGCUCAGUAGGAACAAAAGGUCAUGAAACUGGUCUCUUGACAAUUAAAGAGAAGUUUCCUCAAGCAUUUGAUGACAUAUGCCUUUACUCUGAAGUGUCUUACUUGCUAUCUCACUGCACAUUUCGAUUACCAUCUCGACGAUUCAUACAGGAGCUCUUUCAAGAUGUACAGUUUUUACAGAUGCAUGAAGAAGCCGAAGCUGUCUUAGCAGCACAAGGAAAUCAACAAACAGUUAAUCCAUCAACAGAAUCCUGACCUCUUGUUUUCUGUGGUGUGGUAAAUAUAAAGCUACUGGUAGCCUUAGAAAACUGCUAAUUGACUGGGCAACAAAGAGAGAAGCAUCAUCUUCUGUGUUGUUCCAGAUGUUCUGGAUGCAUGUAGCCAAAGUCUGAGCUACAGAAACUUUCCUUAGAGGAAUUUGCCUCUCCAGCUAUCUGAGCCCUGUGGGGAGUUGAUAAAGCAACAAAAGUGAGAAUUAACAAAGAGAUGCAGGAAGAAUUAACCAACAAAGACUUGCACAGGUUUUCAUUUCACUUAUUUUUAAAUGCAGCAUCUUCAUAGAUGACAGCAUGAAGUGUCAUGUUUUCAUUGUUGACUUCCAUUCUGGACAGACAUUGAUGCCUCACUCAUUCAUCCAGGAGCCAGGACACCUUCACCUGUAUCCUAUCGAUAUCAGUGGCUCAUGUUCUAAUCACGGACAGAGGGGGAUUAAUUAUGGGCGUUUCAUGGUAUUUAUCUUAAUUUUUGUGAAACACUACUUGGGGAAUUUCUGAACUCAGAAAAAGAGAAUCUUCAGUAACUCGGGGUAGUCUUAAGUUAUUUUAUUGUUACUGUACCAAAAAUUCUAGAUGUUAGCAGUCUGUCCAGUUUUUGUUACAGUUUUAUGUAUUGGUCUGUUAACUGAACCAUUUAAGGAAUUUAACUACAUUGAUUUGAAGAGAACAAAUCAUUUAUGAAUUCCCUGGAAUCAGAUUUUCCCUGUACAUAUAAUGCAUGACAUUUUGAUGGGGUUUUAUGCAGAAACACUCAUCCAGUAUAUAAAUUGGUUGUCUCAAUGUAAACGUUUAAACAAGCAUGACUUCAGUAAGGUAGGGGUGAAUAGUUAGUAAAGAAAACUAGGAAAUACAAACUUAUUGCUGCUUUUGAUUAGGAAUUAUACAAUAACAAUAAUUUCCACAUUCCAUGAAUUUAUAUCUUACCCAAAUGAUUUUGCAUCAACCAUACACCUUGAAAAUCAAUUUUAGGAUAGUAUCAGUAAUUGAAGUGACAGCCACUACUUUUCUUUAAUCCAGAGAUGCUUCAGAAAUCUUUUGCACAUAUUAUAUAAUAAUGACAAUAGGGGGUGUUUUCUCCUCAUCCUUAAAGUGCGAAACUAAAAGUUAUGUAAGUGGGGACUUGAAACAAUGCACAGAGCUUCUCUCAAAUCAAGCAACAAAUAUAGGCACGCCUAUAGAUACAACUGGCCAAUCACCUUAAUUUCCAGGGCAAUAACGUUUGCUUCUUAAUUCUUUGCAUAUGAAAAUACUAAUUGGGGCUGUGCCCAGAGGAGUAUCUUCAUUCCCUCUUAAAACUUAUUGACCUUUGAAAAAUCAUUAAAGAAAAGGGUUUACUUAAACAUAAAUAAUGUCCUAGAGAUACAUCUGUAGUAGGGAUUUGAUCUUAAGAGAUAUGUAAUAUUCUGCGCACUUGAUUAUUGUUAUUAUUUUUGUUUCUAUAGCCACAUUUAAAAAAUUAAGAUUAUGAUUUACAAGUCGGGGGGGAGAUAUGUAUGUAUUUAUGAGUAAAUGGAAAAUCCAGUUUCUUCUGCUUGAGCGGAAGACAGAGGAAACGUGCAGCAGGCAUUUUCUUCUGUUUGGGAUUUCUCAUUGGCUGCCCCUCUCCCUGUAUUGAUCUGGCUUCCAUCCUUCCUAUGCCUGGUGGGUUAAAGGAGGAUCAGUUGUUCUUCACCACUAAAGCUGUGAAUAGAUAGUGGCUGCAAUUGCACCACUUUGUCUCCUCCUCCUUUUGAGAGAGAUUCAGAACUAGUUUAGCUAUAAAUCCAUUUUAAAAAAUUGUUUAAAAAACUAACCAUGAAUAAGCUUCCUCAUCAUUGAGAAAUCAACCAGUUGACAGUUUCUAAGAAACGCAAGCAUGACAGCUCACCAGUCCAGCUAUGAGGGGUGGAGCAUACUUUUAAGUGUGCUGUAGAUAUAGGAGAUCAGAACCUAAAUUUAUCUUGCUUUCCCAAGUGAUAGGUAUUAAAACUUGUCCCAUCUUUACACUCCAGGAAGAGCAAAGAAGUCCCUCUGUUCUUCUAUCCAUUCUCCCUAGUGACUGUCUUCCAGGAGGACAUGUCUCAUAAUGGCAGGUGGAAAGGAAGAGGGAUUCGCCAAGACCCUCUCCUUGAACUACAGCCACAGUCACCAAGACAACCCCUAUAAGGUCUUUUGAAAUUGCUAGAUACUACUUCAAGAUUUUCAGCUGGGAGGCUGCAGGAAAAACACAGCAUUCAUAUACACAGUUUUUCCACACCUUCCAGUUUUUCUCAAAUUGUGGAGUAAGGUUCUGUGUUUGGAUUGAUAGCAGAAUUCAUCCAUUCAGAGUAACUCAGAGAUAAGAACCCAGUUGGCUAUUUUACUCCUUCCCGUAAUAGUAGGCAAAACUGCUUUUAUAAAGUGAUUUGCCCUUUAAAAUAAUUUAAUAAUAAUAAUAAUAAAACCAUCAGCAUUGGCAGAGGGAUCCUUUGGUCUUUGGUACACCUCCACUGCAAAACCAAAAUAACCAACCACGGUAGACCAAAUAAUGGUGUGAACUCCAAAGGAUUAAUGUAGUAUUCCUUGUCAAAACAGAAAUAGCUGAUUUUACACAGUAGCUGUGAACACUACCUCAUUUAGAAUAGAUUAGUUGGGUCUUUGGCUAGAUAACUCUAUGUAAGUUAAUUUGUUAACUCUGUAUUCUGCAUUUCAAGGCAGAAGUAAAUAAUUUUUAAAAUCUGUAUUUGACAGAGAAAGAAAAUUUCCAGGUGGGUAAGCUUCCUGACUACAGCCUGUAGUGAAAAGGGUAUUAGAAAUCAUUGCAAAAAGAAUUAAAACUCAGAUGUCAGUUUGUGUGUGUAUAUAUAAACUAAGAUAGCAAUGCAUAUUUAUCCACCAUGUUCUACUACUUUUGGGAACAUCAAAAACUCUUUCUUCCAUCUGGCAUAUGGUUCCAGAAGGGCUCUAUUGGCAGCAGCCUCACCAAGAAGUAACAAAAAAUAAAUUUUCCAGUACCAACCAGUGUUUGUAUAUAUAAAAAUACUCUGCAAAUGCUAGGUGUGUAGAAGAUGUAACAUCAGAAUUAUUUCCCAUGUAACAUUUUAUACUUAAUUUGUUAGCUUGUUUGAUUAGCUCUGGAGAAUAUAUCAGGUGGAUUGUUCCUGUGGGAAUGUGAAUAGUUUGAAUGAAGAUUGCUUUUGGGCAAAAUUCCACUCAAGGCCAGCCAUUAGCAAUUCCUUGGAUCAUACCUGCACCAUUUUUGACCCAUCAAUCCAAAUGAAACUCAGUAACCCUGUAUUAUCAGUUGAGAGUUCCUGACAGUUUCCUGUGUUCUUACAGUCCUGCAUUGGGCAAAAUGAACGGAAGGCAUAUUGAGGCACUACUAUACCUGUCCAGUGAGCUGUAUUUGGCAUAGAAGUCAGAAAUUGUGCAAGCCUGCUGUAGGUGCUUCAGAAGAGGAAUUUCUCUUUGAGCAUGAACCAAAUGCUCAAGAAGAAAUCAUCUGGCUUAUGGGAGAUGAGGGAUGCUACACAAGUACAUCCAGUCCCUAUAGAAAUUCCUUGAUACAUGCCAUCUCCGUUUGACAUAGUUAAGUACAUUCAGCAAAAGCAUUGGUGCUUCCAACUGUUUUGGAAUUAACUGUAACAGUUAAUUGGGAAGCUUUCAGUCCUCCAGACACCUUUGAGUACAGUUGUAAUCAAAUCCCUAACUGUUGGUUAUUCUGACUCAGGCUUCUGGGUAUUGAAGUCUGUGACAUAUGGAAGACCAAACAUUCCAGCCCCAGUAUAUUACUGUGUUUGGGGGAACUGUUUGAACACAGAAAUUUGGAGCAGGAGAGAUGACAAAAGAGAUUCACAUGCACAGUGGAUAUUAUAUGAACAUGGGAUAUUUUAAAAGAAGUGUUUCAAGUCUUGUGUUGGUAAUGGAAAUAGCUAAAGGCUGUAUAGGACAAAAUAUUUGGAACUGACAGCCAGUCCUUGUUUUUGUUUUGGUGAAAGAGAAUUUAGUAAUAAAAUUAAUGUUGUGCUGUAGCCAAGCUGUUUGGUGGGGGUAUCCCUCAAAUUGAACAUUUCAAUCUGCAUUAAUUUGCAGAUAGCAGUAGCCUGUGUCUAAGAGAGGCUUAGAAAACCUUUUCAUUCUUAACAGUUCUUAGUAUCUUUUAGAGGUCUGAAUUGAAUGGAGAGUCAGAACUUACAUGAGUCCUGAGGAUUCGGUAGGUCCUUUGUGCUUGGUUGGGACUAACAAUUGGAUUUAGGCUGUAGAUUUCAAUCCUAAAUUAUUUAUCAUUUCAUCCAACUCUUUUCUUCAUCCUCAGCUUUCCACCACUCUUCUGCCUUUCCAAAAUGUUCUCUAAUCUGCAGGAGCAGUUCUUUUCAGGGUGUAGAGGUAAAGCGGCAGAGAAGUCCCAUACUGUGAACAUGUUUUGUUCACAGAAUGAGAGUUAUGAUCCAAGCUCUCAUUUAUAACUGUGACCAAGGAUUGGACAGAUCUGGAAAGAAGACUGAGGAAAAACAUUCAUUUCAUGCUUUGUAUUUAUAUCAGUUAUCCAUUUCGUUCCUCUUCAUUUUUAGCAUGCUAGAAAAUAUCAGAUGAGUUCAAGAGUCUGAAGAUUAAAUUUUAAACAUUGUCUGAUUAGGCUUUAUUGUAGAAAGGAGAUUCCAUUGUGGAGAUUGACUUGGGUAGAACUUGAUUUGCCCCAGCCAGCUUGAAUUCAUGAGGAUAUGACGCAUGUAAAUAACUCGUGUGCUCCCAGUGUCUCCUUGGAUACUGAUUCUGUCCCUCCAGUGUUGCUGGGAAAUAUCUGAAUUGGAAUUCUAAAUGAUUCCCUGGGGAGUUGAAGGGGCAUAGCCAGCAUCUAAUUGUACAUUAGGGGAACUUUGCUGAACCUCUUCAUUCUCUCUCACAUUCUCAGGCUAUUUUGCAGUUGCUUUCCCAAAUAUAUGCUAAAAAUGCUUGCAAGGCAGCAGAAAAUGCUGUUCAGAAAAGC